AUGUCUGCCCAGUACUAUCCCAACUAUCCUCCGCCGCCGCAGUCGCCGCCCGCGAACCAGACCAAGUUCUCCUACCCUGCUCCUCCCUCACAACCUCAGCACGGCCAUAGUGGAAGCUACCCUCCGCCACCUCAGCCCUCAACGGGGCAGUCGCAGAACUAUCCGCCUCCGCCUCAAGCUUCGCAGGCGCAGAACUAUCAUCCUCCCCCUCCCCAGUCGAGCACGCCUCAGAACUACCCACCGCCUCCCCAGCCUUCGACCGGACAGAACGCAAGCUACCCUCCUCCCCAACAGGCAUCUCCGAGCCAGGGGAGGGCGUAUCCGCCACCUCCUCAGGCUACCACGUCGCCUGCGUCUUUCUCAGGGACAAACUCAACAACAACAGUACCAGCCGCCUCCUCAGCAGUCACCAGAGCCGUCCCCCAGCACCAGCAAUACCAACAGACACAGCUUCCUUUGCGACAAUCGGGAACCCCUGACUCACAACCCCAAUUCUCUCCUCCGCCUCCCAACUUCGACGGUCCACCAGAGGCCUCCAGCCUGCCGGAGAAACAGUAUGUCGAGGAAACGCCAGUCGACACGAGUAACCCCUCCAACCUCGUGGGUGGCGCGCCCCCCACGACACAUUUUAUAGGGGCCACGGCAACCGUCGACGACGUUGGCACCUUCAAUGGCGGGAGCUACCGCAUCAGUCACCGAGACAACAACACCAUCCUCACAAUCCAGUUGGCCAUGGGGUGUCCGUUGCAGGCGAAGCCGGGUGUCAUGGUAGCGAUGUCGCACUCGAUCACGCUCAGGGGUCAAAUCAAGUUCAGCAUGAAGAAGCUUGUGGCCGGUGCAGAGCUGGCCAGUUCUACCUUUGUUGGGCCCGGCGAACUUAUCCUGGCCCCGCCCAUGCUCGGCGACAUCACCAGUCUGCGUCUUACAGGCAAGGAGACGUGGUCCGUCGGGCAUGACGCGUACCUGGCUUCCACUCAGGGUGUCGUCAAAGACUAUAAGCGCCAAGGUCUCAGCAAGGCCAUUUUCAGUGGGGAGGGGUUGUACGUGUACAAAAUUAGCGGCACCGGCUUGCUCUGGCUUACCAGUUUUGGUGCCAUCAUCCGGAAAGACCUCAUGGACGGCGAGAAAUACGUCGUUGACAACGGCCAUUUGGUGGCAUGGAACGUCAAAUACAUUAUGGAGCGAGUCGCUUCUGGAGGUUUCAUCUCUGGCCUUUCGUCAGGCGAGGGCCUGGUUUGCAAGUUCACAGGCCCCGGAACUGUCUUCAUGCAGACAAGAAAUGCGAAAGCCUUCAGCGCCUAUCUUACUGGACAGACAAAUCAGACCGUGUAA
Colletotrichum spaethianum is the source of this 1332-nucleotide messenger RNA. RefSeq lists its product as uncharacterized. The record is from RefSeq and is a predicted model, not a curated record. The coding region runs from base 1 to 1332 and encodes 443 amino acids. The transcript is spliced from 5 exons. Lineage: Eukaryota; Fungi; Ascomycota; Sordariomycetes; Glomerellales; Glomerellaceae.